Messenger RNA from Paramecium sonneborni, 1651 nucleotides. The record is from the annotation of a GenBank genome assembly. Lineage: Eukaryota; Ciliophora; Oligohymenophorea; Peniculida; Parameciidae.
UGGUUUUACAUCUUGUCCAUUUUAUGAUACACUUGGUGUUGAGAGUAUAACCUAUUCAAUGAAUGUAACUUAAGUGAGGUAAAAAUAAUAAAUUAAAUUAAAGUGUGUGUUUUGUAUAGGCUAGUACAAUAGGAUUUUUAGCUAAAUCUAAUCAACCCUAUUUAAAAACUGUAGUAACAAUAGGACCAAUAGAUCCAAAUAUUAUAAAUACAUUAGUAGAAUAAAAGAAAGAAGUUAUAAGUUGGGAUGACUUUAUAAAAAGAGCAAAUGGAAUUUCAAAACCUUAUCCAGAAUUGGAAGCAUAACAUCCGUUAACUUUAGUUUUUACUAGUGGAACAACAGGAGAACCAAAGGCAGCUAUUUAGAGUCAUCUUAAUUUCACUUCUACAAUUGCACUUUUUGAACAUUAAGAUCAUUUUGCUUUUACUUAAGAUGAUGUUUAUUUAUCUUAUUUACCAUUACCACAUACUUUUGAGAGAAUUGUUCAUUUAGCUGCAUUAUCAGGAGGAUCAGAAAUAAAUUAUUAUAGUGGAAAUAUAUAAAAUAUAGCUAGAGAUAUUCAAAGAUGUAAACCUACUUAUUUUUGUGGGGUACCUAGAAUAUUUAAUAGAUUUUAUGAAGGAAUUUAAACUUAAAUAAAUUCUUUACCACCUGAAAUCUAAUAGAAAUUUGAAUAUGCUCUUGCUACUAAAAUUAAUUAUUAUAGAGCUACAGGAAAAACAACACAUGAUUAAUUAGAUGAAGCAUUUAUUAAGACAAAAGCUAUUCUAGGUGGUAGAUAAAGAAUUAUAAUUACUGGAGCUGCUCCUAUCUCUCCUAAAAUUUUAGAAUAUUUAAAAGUUACAUUCUGUUGUUAAAUUAUUGAAGGUUAUGGUUAAACAGAAACUUCUGCUGCUUCAUUCCUAACAGAUUAUAAUGAUCCUCUUUGUGGUCAUAUUGGUGGACCAACGAUUUCAUAAGAGUUUAAAUUAAUUAGUGUACCAGAAAUGGAUUAUUUAGUUGAUUAAAUUAUUGAUGGUUAAAAAAAAAUUAGAGGAGAAGUCUGUUUAAGAGGACCCAGUAUUAUUAAGAGUUAUUUCAAUAAUAUUUAAGCUACUAAAGAAACAAUUAAUGAAGAAGGAUGGAUAUGUACUGGAGAUAUUGGAGAAAUUAUCGAUGGUGCUGUUAAAUUAAUUGAUAGAAAAAAAAAUCUAUUCAAAUUAUCUUAAGGAGAAUAUGUCUCUCCAGAAAAAAUUGAAAAUUGUUACUUAAGAGUUAAAGGUAUUUCUGAAAUUGUUGUCUUUGGCGAUUCUCUAUCUAAUUAUUGUGUUAGUGUCAUUGUUCCAGAAUAAACAUUUCUUAAAUAAUGGGCAACUGAAUAUAAUAUAGAGGGUGAUCAUUAAUAAUUAUGUUAAAAUAAAACUCUUAGAGAUCAUGUUUUAAAGUUAGCAAUUGAAUAAGUAUUUAUUAUUUUUAUCAAAGGGAAAAUAAGAUAAACUGAAUGGAUUUGAAUAAAUUAAAAAUGUUUAUUUAGAAUCUAGACCAUUUAUGUAAGUAGGAAUACUAACAGAAACCAUGAAAAUGUAAAGACAUAAAGCCAGAUAAAAUUAUUAAGACAUUAUCAAAUUCCUCUAUUCAGAAAUUUGAUCUGUUAUACAUUAUUAUUAUCCAG